AAAGUUGAUGUUAGCGUGGACCUCGAAACGGAUUUUGAGAUGCACUGCCCGCCUAUUGUACAACAUAAACGUGGGAAAACCCGUAGGCCGAUGCUUAAAGGACGUCCUAGAUAUACGGACGAUGCACCAAACAGCGCUACACAAGUGCAGCCUAACGGACCAACAUUUGACGAAGUCAGAUCUAGUGAGAUACAGAGCAAUGAUGGAGAAGCUGGAUAAAACUAGCAGAUAUUUGAAAGAAUACUUCCACGCCCUGGAUAUGAUAAUUCAUCAUACACCGGAAACCCGGUUUCAAAACAACCGUUUGGACAUAACAUUUCUUGAUUUUCCCAAUCGCUACACCCUGGUCCACAUGAGUCUUGUACAGACGACUGGCGUUCAGGAAGUAACACAGCAGUGAAAUGGGCCCUUGGACUGACUUCAUUUACUCGACGAGUACAUGUACUGUUAUUUAUCAUAAUGUUGUGUAACGCUUUUGUACACGCUUUGUUUGAAUUGCAUAGAUCCUUAUUUAUCAAAUUUAUUCAUGUUGUUACAUCACACUAAGCAAGUCGUAAACCUUUAAUAGCAGAACGCUUUUGAUCCCAAAAUGUGUGUUGACCAUAACAUGUGUGUUUGUAAUAAUAAUUUUCUUGACGGCUGUUGACUAGCUGUUGACUCCGUGUUGUAUUUCUGUAUAUGGCCGUAACCUUUUGAGGUGAAGGGGGCAUACAGAUUCGCCGUUGUACGCAGGUCCGUCCGUUCGUCCAUCCGCCCGUCCUUCCAUCCGUCAUAGUACGUUGUGUCCCGCGUAAUUAAACAAAUAUUGAUACUUAAGGGGUGACACUUUGCAAACAUAACAACCAUCCUGUGAACUUGCAACCUUCGAUAUUUCGGUUCGAUUAUUAUAGACGCAACAUGAGUUGUAGCCCCUUUUUGGCAAAAAAUAACAUUUGUUUACUUAUGUCGCGUAGCUUAAAAUGUAUGUCUGCCAGAGGCUGACACUUCACAAACAUAUUAUCCAGCAUGCUAUCUUUCGCAUCGGAGAAGUUCGAAUUAUUAAAAACAAGUGCUGCUACAGGGCAGAACUUUGUAACAAACAAAUAACUGUAUGUUAAAUUGCGUAUCUCUAUAUGCGCAAAGGAUACUUUUUACGCAGCCGUAAUUAUGGCCUCUCGCGCGUAACUCAAACAGUAUUGCGGCUACAGGGCAGUAAC
This is a messenger RNA of Dreissena polymorpha, 1196 nucleotides long. RefSeq lists its product as uncharacterized. Lineage: Eukaryota; Metazoa; Mollusca; Bivalvia; Myida; Dreissenidae. The record is from RefSeq and is a predicted model, not a curated record. The transcript has 3 exons. The coding region runs from base 8 to 400 and encodes 130 amino acids.